UCCGUUCAAAUGCAAAAGAAACGCAAAAAAAAAAAAAUGUCUGAAGCUCUUCAACUCCCCAUUGUUGACUUGUCCUCACCAGAUUGCAUCUCAACUGCCAACUCUAUCCGUCAGGCUUGCAUGGACCAUGGUUUCUUUUACCUUGUGAAUCAUGGGGUGGAGGAAGAAUUGCUUAAGGAAGUUUUUGAGCAGAGUAGCAAGUUUUUUUCACUCCCAGUUGAAGAGAAGAUGAAAUUGGCUGAGAAUAAUCGCAGAGGUUACACAGCACUCUAUGCUGGAAAACUCGAUACGUCUUUAAAUACCAAAGGUGACAGUAAAGAAAGUUUCUGUUUUGGUCCCUUAGCUGAUCACCUCAAUCGGUGGCCUUUGGAAGAAAAUCUGCCAUCUUGGAGAAGCAUAAUGGAGACUUACCAUAAGAAAGUGUUGUGUGCUGGGACU
Molecule: messenger RNA, 438 nt
Organism: Theobroma umbraticum
Lineage: Eukaryota; Viridiplantae; Streptophyta; Magnoliopsida; Malvales; Malvaceae
Product: azadirone synthase LFS-like
Source: RefSeq, a predicted model, not a curated record